Molecule: messenger RNA, 5573 nt
Organism: Protopterus annectens (West African lungfish)
Lineage: Eukaryota; Metazoa; Chordata; Ceratodontiformes; Protopteridae
Product: NACHT and WD repeat domain-containing protein 2-like
Exons: 10
Coding region: 168-5363 (1731 amino acids)
Molecular function (GO): protein binding
Source: RefSeq, a predicted model, not a curated record
UUACUUGGUUUGCUUUUUCUAUUCUCAAGCAUCAGCAUAGAUUUAAAUUUAUUUUAAUUAUAAUAAACAUGCUGACUCUUAUCUAACAAAAUCUCUACUUUUUUCACUUUAUUGCUACUGUCCAGGGCAUUUUUUUCAACGUUAGCAAGUUUUGAGAGCAUUGUUUGAUGGAUUACACCUUAAAAAAAGCAAUUUUGGCUGGAAAGUUCUCUCAAAUCCAUUCUAGAGGGCAGACAAGGUGCAUCAAAGUGUUCCUCUGUGCGCAUCCAGAAGAAUCAAAAACUCAGAGGAAAGCCUUGAGAGAAAAGGUAUACCCAAAGCUGCGUGAAUAUUGCAGGCACAACUAUGGACUGGAAUUUCAGGUUUUUGAUGGUUAUGAUGGCAUUGAUCCUGAUGAUUUCAAUGAUACUCAGCUUAGACAGUUCCGUCUGAAGCUUCUAGAAGAAUGUCUGCAAUCUUCUGCUGGCCCUUGCUUUGUGGCACUCCUAGGUGAACAAUAUGGUAAUUCAUGCUUGCCAGCAGAAAUAGAAGUGUCUGAGUUUGAGAACCUUCGGUAUGUCACCCAGAAUGCAGGAAACACCACUGAGAUCUUGGAAACCUGGUACUACAGAGAUGAAAAUACAAUCCCACCAGCCUACCAUCUACUAGAAAAAGAGAAAUUUCUAUCACACUACUAUGACAAGAUGAAUGACCAAGCCAGAGAAACUGAUCAUAAAAAGUGGCAGGCUACUUUUAAUGAGCUGAAGUCAAUUUUGAAUCAUGCUGUGUCACUGUGUGUUCAGAAAGGAAUCCUAACAAUGAAGCAAGCUGCCAGGUAUUUCACAUCAGCUAUGGAAGAUGAAUUACGCUUUGCACUUGAAAAUAAGUCACCAAGCAAUUUGAGAAAAUGCAUCUGCUACGUUCAUAAAAUCCCAUCCCUUUGUCAGGCGACAGAAAAUAUACCAGAGAUGGAACUAGUAGAUGAACGAGGACGGGGUUAUGAAAUGCACUGCUUAAAUAAGUCAGAGACAUACUCCAGGCUUGGGUGGUUACGAGAUGUGCUACUGCCCUCACUGGCAGCCUCAGGAGACUUACUUGUUUACACCACCACCACCACCACGUUAAGUGACUUGACAACUGACUACCAGGAGAAGGAGGAAGAGUAUACAGAGGAGCUCUGUAAACAGUUUUACACAGAUGUGGUACAGCUGAUUGACUCUAAUGCUCAGAGAAGAACAGAAUGCUUUGAGAGCUUCUCAGAAGAAGUCAAGCAGCACCUUUCACUGUGUGAAGCUUAUUCAGAGCUCUACAUGUGUGAGUACAAAGAAAUGAAACAGAUUGAAGAAUACAUUGUGCAGGAAGAAACACAUACACCCCUCAUUGUCUUUGGAGGACCUUGUACUGGGAAAACAGUUCUUCUGGCAAAAGCUGUGACACAGGUAAUUACUAGCAAGCAGAUUCUCCUCCUCUCAGCAGAGUUGAGACAUGAACAAACUUCCACACAAAGUGAGGAUGAUGAACGUCCAUCUACUUUGGACCUACAGCACGGAACAGCAGAUAUAUCCAGUGAAGGGUCAAGCCAAGCCAUGCAUUAUCAAGUGAAGAAAGACCAGAUGCAAUCUUGGAUAAGAAACACUGACCCUUGUUUAGUUAUUCGUUUCAUGUUUACAUCACAGUAUAAUAGUUGUCUUAGAACUCUGCUGCUGGGAAUUUGCAGGCAAAUUGCAUUUAACUACAAGAAGGCAGUCAAAAGUUACUGGCAAGACAUUCAUGAACUUAAAGUGAAUUUUGCAAGCCUAUUAACAGCUGCAUCAAAGCAACAGCCUUUGGUUCUAGUUCUGGACGGCAUAGACCAAAUUUCAAAUGAAGACAAUGCAAGAACUAUGUGGUGGCUUCCAGACCGGCUGUCACCUUCUGUCAAAGUGAUUAUUUCUACCUCUACUAGGAAGCAUGGAAUUUUAAAUAAAUUUAAAAAUCUGUACAAGGAUUCACCAUGGUUUCUUGAAGUCAAGCCUCAGCAAAAGGAAUGUAUACAGAUGUUUACUAAAUGUCUUUCAGCUGUUGGCAGAAAAAUUACAUCAGGUCAACAAAUAUAUGUCAAUGAAGGAAUAAAACAGAGCUUGUUACCUUUAUAUGUCCACUUAUUGUACAAAGAAACAAAGUGCUGGAGGUCUUAUGAGGACAUUGAUGAGCAGUGUUUGGGAAGGAGUGUUCAUGAAAACAUUGAGAGGCUGUUUCAUAAACUGGAAAAAAACUAUGGAUUCCUGCUGGUCUCAAAAUUCUUAAGCUAUAUAACAUUGUCAAAAUCAGGAAUCAGUGAAGCAGAGCUGGUGGAUGUUUUGUCAAUGGAUGAUAAAAUUUUACUUCAGUUCUCUGACCCAAAGAAAAUCCCAAAUAUUUUGAGAGUACCGGACUGGGUAAUAGAAAGUUUGCUCUUUGAUCUUGAAGUCUGCUUGGUUAAAGGAAUAUAUAUGGGGUACCAGUUGUUAUCCUGGACAAACAGGCAUUUUCCAUUUGUAGUCUGGAAACUUUAUUUAACAGAAAUGGACACUGUGGUUGAAAUGCAUAAUGUUUUGGCCAGCUACUUCUCUGGACAGUGGGCUUAUGGAAGACCAAAGCCACUUGUCAGUAUAGGAAAUUGCACUCUAACUGAAAAACAGAUAAGUACCCAACAAGUACCAGAGCAGAAUUCUUUUUACAAGAUUUAUGUUGAUAGACAGCAACCUUCACAACCAUGGGUUUUUAAUUUGCAUUUUGCAAACCAAGAUUCUGUUUUUGUUAAUAUGCGCAAAGUGAUUGAGUUUCCUUUUCAUUUAAAGGAAUGUGGAAGAGCAGAAGACCUUUUUAAGAAUGUGCUGACAUUAUUUUGCUAUUAUGAAGCAAUGGUAAAAGCUGGUUGCUUAUAUCAGCUGCUGUUUGAAAUCGAAGAGGCAUGUCAACUGACCUGCAGGAAGGAGCUGUGUGUUCUAAGUGACAUUAUUAGGAAAUCAAGUUGCAUAUUACAAAACUCCCCUGAUAAGUUAUCAAUGGUCCUCCAAUCAUACCUGCUUCCAGUUGUUGACACCUGUCCAAACUUGAUAAACCUGUUCAAGGAAGCAGAUCAGAAUGAAUUCAAGACAUCUGUUGUGUGUGUUCUUCACUCUCCAUUAACUCUAAUCUCCUGCAUGUACACCACCCUGUGUGCGAUUGCCGAACCAUCUUUAGUAAGUGGCAUUGUGGAAACAGAGUCAUUAAUUAUUGUCACCCUAAAGAAUGGUACACUGUAUACAUUAGGUGAUACAGAGACCACAACAAUCAAGUGCAGUAACUUGAAAGAGGACACCAUCUCAGUUGUGAAAAUGUCUAGUGAUGGAAAAUACCUUUUACUUUCCACUGGAAAAAACAAGUUAUUAAUAUUUGACUGCACUUCAUCUGCGUUUCUACAUAACAUGGAGUUUACUAAAGCUGUGGUGGAAGUGACAGAAAUUCUACAGCCCAUUAAAGGCUUUGGCCUUUGUGGCACUGAUGUCUUUGUUUGGUUUGAAAGUGCUAACCUUGUCAAAGUUUUCAAUAUAACAUCAGCAGAAAUAGUUAAGCAAUUAUCCUGUCUUCAUGAAGUUACUGCUUUUUCACAUUCCUUAGACAAAAAAUAUAUAUUUAUUGGUCAACAACAAAAUGUUAUUUCUGUCUUUGAAAGUGAUAAGUCACUUCCUUUGGUUUCUAUCUGUGAAGAAAUUAGUGAAGGUUUUAUUCAUUCAAUUUUUUGUGAAUCGGUUCAUGCAAUGUAUAUAAUAGGCAGCAAAGGUAAUGUCAGUGUUUGGGACAUAACUAAUAUUCUUACACCGCAGCAUACAGAGGAAGUACAUAAAACUGGGGAAUAUUAUGAUGAUGUAGUCUCCACAGAACACGUUUUGGAACAAAAAAUUCUUCUAGUUUGCAAAACUGCAUCCAUAGAAAUAUGGGAUACAGUAGAUGGCAUAAUAUUAGAUAGGUUCAAAGGACCUAGAAACAGUACAUUUCUUAAUGCCAUAUUGUCAAGUAAUUGUGAGUUUAUAAUAGCUGGUUGUCAGAAUUGUAUGCCACUUCUAGUAUGGAAAAGACAGACUGGGCAGUGUGUGCUGAUAUUGGAUCAUAACUUUGGAGAAAUAACAAUGUUCACUAAAUGCAUCAGCCAAACCAGCUUGGUUGCAGUAACAUCAAAAGGUUUUCUUCUGGUGUGGAAUUCAGAACUAAUUGACCAUGCUUCCAGUAUGGGGAGGACAGCUAAAUCAAUAAGCAUUAUCCUUGUACCACUGUAUAGUAAGCAUUUUUACACAGGUGAUGGCACAAAUGUAAUCUAUAAAUGGAGCAAGAUCAGUUUUAAGAUAGACACUUCUUUUGAGCAUGAAGACCUUGUGGAAAAUGUAGCAGUCACAUGGACUGAGGAAUACCUUGUGACAUCAGACAUCUCAGGAGAUCUAUAUGUCUGGAGAACAGCAAAUGGGGAAAAUAUGCACCGUAUCCAAAGCAGCCAUGUGCAUCAGUUAUUAAUAACACCAAACAGUCAUUUUGUAGUAUCACUCUGUGAAAACAGUACAUCAAAGGUUUGGAAAUUAACUACAGGGCAUACUGUAUGCAACAUACGUGCAUAUUUGAAACAAGCAAUUGUAACACCAGAAAGUACCUUUGUUGUUGGCUUAUAUGAUGGUGCUCUUUUGGCUGUAAGCCUAUGGUCAGGACGUAUCACUAAAAGAUUUUCUUGUGACAGAUGGGUCAUUGCUUUUCAGUCUUUGCUGGACUACCCAGAGUUUAUCAUUUUGAUUACCUCGGACAAAAUCCUUUAUACGUGGAAUGUAGCAGAAGAAACAAUUUGCCAACAAGUUCAGUUAUCAAACAGCUUUGUAGAUCAGUUGAGAGUUUUUCAGAGCUCUGGAGAUGGGGCUGUCCUUGUGUCAGUUUUAGAUAAAUCCAUCAAUAUUUUGCAUACUGUUCACAAGAGGGUUUGUGUCUUAACAGUAGAAGAUACAGUAUUAUCUUAUAAACUAACCAAAACUGGAGAGUUUAUAAUUUACAUAUGUUAUGGUACACAACUUAACUGUUACUGUGAUUUUCAUUCAAAUCCAGUUCUAAAUGUAGUACAGAUCUCUAAUGGUAAAAAUGUUGCACGACAUUUUUUGGGCAAACCUCCAUCUGCCAUGGAGAUUUCAGAAGAUGGUGUAUACAUUUUUGUUGGUUUUGAAGAUGGUACAAUUGGGUCUUAUGUGAUAGUUGGUACCAAUGAAGACAGGUUCAAAAUGAAAGAAAAUCUUGGGUUACUGGAAAAUAAAGAUCACACCUACAGAAAGCUAGGACAGUACUCAUGCAAAAAGUCACCAAACAUUGUGUGGACAGAGAAUGGAAGUGAAAUGCUAGAUACCCAAGUUUAACCUUGUUGCACAGAAGAUUACAUAAUAUAUGUAUUUUAGUAAUAAUGGUUUAGUCAUAUACUGCAUUUACUGAGCAGUUCUUGUUUACAUUGCUUUUCAUUCCUUGCAGGAUUAUCCACACAUUUACACUCCAGGCCUCUUUAAUACAAUAAGCAGAUGACUCCAUACUCAUGUGCACAUCUGACAACAUGGCACAUCUCCAAAAAAUUG